Molecule: messenger RNA, 1033 nt
Organism: Suncus etruscus (white-toothed pygmy shrew)
Lineage: Eukaryota; Metazoa; Chordata; Mammalia; Eulipotyphla; Soricidae
Product: ficolin-2-like
Exons: 9
Coding region: 48-1004 (318 amino acids)
Source: RefSeq, a predicted model, not a curated record
UCAGAAUCAGAAGAUCCUGGGACAUCAGCUAGUAGCCAGCCGAGAGGAUGUGUCUGGGCAGGAUGGUCGGGCUGGGCGUUAUGCUACUGUUGGUCCCUGGCAUUUUGGGCACUGAUAAUUGUCCAGAGGUCAAGGUGCUGGGGGUGGGCAGCGAAGACAAGCUCGCCAUUCUUCGAGGCUGCCCAGGACUGCCAGGAGCCCCUGGACCCAAGGGAGAGGCAGGGGCCGCUGGAGCGAGAGGGGAACGAGGCCCCUCUGGAGCCCCCGGGAAGGCAGGACCCCCUGGACCCAAAGGACCCCCAGGAGAGAAGGGAGAGCCUGGGGAGAAAGGAGAUUCCUGGGAUGCCGAGCAGUGUGACACAGGCCCACGGAGUUGCCACCAGCUGCUGUCCCGGGGCCAUGUUCUCAAUGGCUGGCACAACAUCUUUCUGCCUGACUGCCAGCGUGUGGAGGUGCUGUGUGACAUGGACACGGAUGGCGGAGGCUGGACUGUUUUCCAGCGCCGCAGCGAUGGCUCCGUGGACUUCUACCGGGACUGGGAAUCCUAUCGCCGUGGCUUUGGCAGCCGGCUGGGCGAAUUCUGGCUGGGCAAUGAGAACUUGCAUGCGCUCACCUCCCAGGGCACCUGGGAGCUACGAGUGGACCUGGUUGAUUUUGAGGGCAACCGCCAGUUUGCCCACUAUGCAUCAUUCAAGAUAGGCAGCGAGAGUGAGCAGUACCCACUGCUGCUGGGGGACUUCGUGGGGGGCACCGCAGGUGACUCCCUCAGUGUGCACAAGGGCCAUAAAUUCUCCACCAAAGACAGAGACAAUGAUAACUACAAUGCCAACUGUGCUGUAUCGUACCAAGGCGCCUGGUGGUACUACGAGUGCCAUGUGUCCAACCUCAAUGGCCGCUACCUGGGCGGCAACCAUGGCAGCUAUGCCAACGGCAUCAACUGGCAUACGGGGAAGGGCUACAACUACAGCUAUAAGAUAUCAGAGAUGAAGGUACGACCUGUUUAGGGGUUGUGCAGCCCUACGUGUCCAAUGAU